This is a messenger RNA of Drechmeria coniospora, 435 nucleotides long. RefSeq lists its product as uncharacterized. The record is from RefSeq and is a predicted model, not a curated record. The transcript is spliced from 2 exons. Bases 1 to 435 code for a protein of 144 amino acids. NCBI's taxonomy places the organism in Eukaryota, Fungi, Ascomycota, Sordariomycetes, Hypocreales, Ophiocordycipitaceae.
AUGGCCUCCUGCCGCUUUCCCCCUUGGCCAAUCUUGUGCCGGGUUCUUAGUCGCGCACUCGGCUGGUUGACGUCGCUCAUCGCCAUCGUCGUACUCUCCUUUCUUGCGAGCCAAUGGUCCGACCUAUCCGGAGCCGCCGUGUCGGGCAUCCUGGGGGCUACCGUCUCUCUCAUCACGGACAGUUGGCAGAUUGUCGCUCUCACCAGCGGCGGCUCCGACUUUCCCAUCCUCUCCCCCACCCGGGCCACCUUUCACGAUCUCGUCUCCCUCUGUGUCUGCGUCGGCGGCGGCGUCCUCAUCAGACUCGCCAAGUUGCAGGAAACGGACGAAAUCGACGCCGGUGAGCCCCUGGCCGACUCUUCUCCGGUCCGACCCUAUUACAGCAGGCAAGCCAUGUUGAUGGCGUGCAUGUGGACGCUGGCCUCCGUCAUGUAA